AUGGCAACAACCAAGUCUACAAAGGCUAAGCUAAGAGGGAAAGUCUCCCCAUGGUUUGGAUUGGAGGAAGCUGAGAAGAAUGUUAUAACCAGGCGGCAUUCCUUACCUUCUUCCAUCAAGGGCAAGUUGAGUUCAUCGCCACGAGCGCAGAAGCUGGUUCAAGCAAGUGACAAGGAUGCAAAAAAAAAGGUUGCUGAUAUGGAUGCUGACAUGGCUAGCAAAGGUGGCUGCACAUGUAAAACUGAGGCUGCAAGCUUAGGUUUGAAUGCCAGGUUGUGUCUUUCAAUUUCAGAGGUGGUGAUCCAAGCAGAGUGGAGGAGGUGA
This is a messenger RNA of Ilex paraguariensis (yerba mate), 324 nucleotides long. NCBI's taxonomy places the organism in Eukaryota, Viridiplantae, Streptophyta, Magnoliopsida, Aquifoliales, Aquifoliaceae. The record is from the annotation of a GenBank genome assembly.